GGACAACUGCAUGAAGUUGAGUUCUUGUGUGUCAUCUUGUGGAUUCUUAUACUGACAGCUAAAAAUAUUUAAAAACAGCAAACAAACAAGCAGUGGGUUGUCAAUUGGAUUGCUUGCUUAGAAUUCUUUUGUUUGUUCACCAUGGAGCUGGCUAAAGAAAAGGAUGAGAGAUUGAAGUUGGUGCAUAUGGCUCUCCACCAGCUCUUGGAGGAGAGGAAGAGCACAAUAAAGGACAAAAAAGAGGAAGAGGAAGACCUCUUCCUCUCCAGAUUGCUCUCCCAGUUGGAAUCCCUGCAGAAGGAUGCCAACAAUACCCAACUGCCCGCAGAUUCACCGAAUAAGGAAGAGCCGGCAUCGUCCUCAUCAUCGAAGAACAAAGAUUGUGAUAUCAAUAAUGUGGGGAUGGAUGAGGUAGUGAGGGAGCUAAGGAGGGUAAAGAGGCAAAAUUUGAUUACUCAUUGCCUGCUUUUUGUCAUGAUUAUUAUCACUGCCUAUUGGCAGUUCAAUGAGGUCUCCCUCUUGCUCACUGUGAAGGACAAAUUUAGCCAUCCAUUAAGGGCUGUUGGGGAUAUGAUCAAAGGCUCUUUCAAGGGCAAAGGCAAGAAGCCACAUAUCGAAGCACACCUCCCUCCAAUCGGUGUUCCAGAGAUCCCCCAUGGUGAUCUACCAUCCAUAACUUUAAACAACAAUGCUCUCUCUGCUUUAAACAACCGUAAGGAAUGAAUUUUGAGAUGCCACAUCCAAUGUUUUCCUGUAAGUGUGCUUCUCAUGUUAUUGGAGAUCAAUGGGAAUUUCAUUUGGACAUAGCAUAUAUGUGAUCCUUUGUAUUUCAUCUGCAAACUACUUUCAAGAAGUGCUUCUAAAUGGAAAAAGUAUGAAGUCUUUGGUUGAUUCAUA
Molecule: messenger RNA, 897 nt
Organism: Elaeis guineensis (African oil palm)
Lineage: Eukaryota; Viridiplantae; Streptophyta; Magnoliopsida; Arecales; Arecaceae
Source: RefSeq, a predicted model, not a curated record